Bubalus bubalis (water buffalo) is the source of this 3298-nucleotide messenger RNA. RefSeq names its product solute carrier family 25 member 19 (gene SLC25A19). NCBI's taxonomy places the organism in Eukaryota, Metazoa, Chordata, Mammalia, Artiodactyla, Bovidae. The coding region runs from base 995 to 1951 and encodes 318 amino acids. Gene Ontology annotation, cellular component: mitochondrial inner membrane. Gene Ontology annotation, molecular function: thiamine transmembrane transporter activity. The record is from RefSeq and is a predicted model, not a curated record. Gene Ontology annotation, biological process: thiamine pyrophosphate transmembrane transport. The transcript is spliced from 8 exons.
CAAAAUAGUUUUACAUUGUGCAAUAAAAAUGUUUUUUUAACUGUGCAUCAAAAUUAUUGCGCUAAUGUGAAAAACACCGUUUGAAAAUCGGGAAGAAAGACUGUCCUGCAAAAUGCUGAUGCUACUUGGGUGAGAGUGGUAGGGUGAGUCAUUUCCCCCUUCAUUUCUACAUUGUCUGUAUUGUGGCUAUAUAUUUUUAUAUUAUUUUCAUAAUGAGCUGAGCGACUAACCCUUUCAUUCAUAAUAAACCCUAGGGGGAAAACAAAAUCUCUGUAUUUUUGCCGUCCUCGUCCCGGUCUUAAAAACUCAUCUGUUCUUUCCUCCAGGCUUUUGCUAAACUUCCCGCCAUCUUUUCCAAGUUUACAGUAUCCGGGAAAUGGAAAUAAGAAACUUUUGACGAAUGCGGGUCAAGUCCAGCGCGCCCUAAACUUCCGCCCGCCAGCAGUCUGACCCUAGGCACACGCCCAACUCGGCGCGGCGACCUCUUCAGGCGCAGCCGGGCUUCUGGACCCGCCUUCCUCGAACGCGAGGGAGACGUUUGCGCACGCGCGCGCCGAGGGCCUACAUCUCCCAGUAGGCUCUGCGCCUCGCAGGGGCCGGCCUUGGUCGCAGAGGACUACACUACCCAGCAACUCCUUGCAAUAGGCGUUUAUCGGGGGGUUGGGGGGGGGCGCCAGUACAACCAUUGGUUUAGCGUCUGUCGGAAGCUGUGCUGUGAUUGGCCUAGAAACCCGUCAGUUACCGCCAAGCUCAGUUAAGUUUUACUGUUAGACUGCGCGAGGGGGGAGAGACGAGCGACGGGAGCCGCGCCCUCUCAGCCCGGUGAGUGACCUCUGCCUCCGCCCUCUCGCUGUCCGCUCGGAGACUUGCACCCUCAUUCCCUGGGGGCGACCACACGCGCAGAUAAAUAUCAAGGCUUUUUGGUACAAGAAGGAAAUUCUGAGCAAGCAGAAAAACUUGAAGCUGAUGGACGUUGCAUGGGCCAGAGGCAGGGAUGGUGGGCUAUGACCCCAAAGCAGACAACAGGGAUAUCUCCAAUGUUGAGGUGGCUGUGGCUGGGUCUGUGUCCGGACUUGUCACUCGGGUGCUGAUCAGCCCCUUGGACGUCAUCAAAAUCCGCUUCCAGCUUCAGAUUGAGCGCCUGUCUCGCAGUGACCCCAAUGCAAAAUACCACGGAAUCCUGCAGGCCGGGAGACAGAUUUUGCAAGAGGAGGGCCCAACAGCAUUCUGGAAAGGGCACAUCCCAGCCCAGCUUCUCUCCAUAGGCUAUGGAGCUGUCCAAUUUUUGUCGUUUGAAGUGCUGACCGAGCUGGUGCACAGGGCCAGCGUGCGCGAUGCCCGCGACUUCUCCGUGCAUUUCUUGUGCGGCGGCCUGUCCGCUUGCGUGGCCACCCUCGCCGUGCAUCCCGUGGACGUGCUGCGCACCCGCUUUGCAGCUCAGGGUGAGCCCAGGGUCUAUAAAACCCUGCGAGACGCCGUGGUGACCAUGUACAGGACCGAAGGCCCCUUGGUCUUCUACAAAGGCCUGAACCCCACCUUGAUCGCCAUCUUCCCCUACGCGGGGUUCCAGUUCUCCAUCUACAGCUCCUUGAAGCGCGCCUACGAGUGGGCCUUGCCGGCCGAAGGCAAGAAAAACGGGAACUUCAAAAACCUGCUUUGUGGCAGCGGAGCUGGCGUCAUCAGCAAGACCCUCACGUACCCGCUGGACCUCUUUAAGAAACGGCUGCAGGUCGGAGGGUUUGAGCAGGCCCGAGCCUCCUUUGGCCAGGUGCGGAGCUACAAGGGCCUCCUGGACUGCGCCGGGCAGGUGCUGCGAGAGGAGGGGGCACAGGGCUGCUUCAAAGGCCUGUCCCCCAGCCUGCUGAAGGCCGCCCUCUCCACCGGCUUGGUGUUCUUCUGGUACGAGCUCUUCUGUAACUUCUUCCAUCACAUGAGGAAGGCAGACAGCUAGCCUCGAGGGCAGGAAGGGUGGCCUGCGGUCUUCCCCUCCUGGAAGUAGACUCGAUCAACGGUCUCCUGUUGCACAGAGAGGCGCUGCCUGGUCCUUCCCUCCAGGACAGCUGUCUCGGGCACGAAGAUCCGUCGGGAUUCCACUGGAAGGGCACCGGGAGGCCCAUCAGGAGGAGCUGGACGUUCAUCCUCUGUCUGUCGGACACUGGGGGCAGCAGCUGCCCUCCUGCUAAGCCUGGCUGCCCAAAGAGCCCUCCUGACUCUGGGCGGGGCCGCAGGGUGAGCGUGAGGCUGGGACUGGGCCCCGUACAGGGUCCCCACGCUUACUCCCACCACCUAUUUAAUAGACGUUAAAGCUGAAAGCAGUCUUUCCCCUCCACCUUCCCUUCCAAAUCACAUCCCUGCUCCCAAAGCUGGAGGGAGGGAGCCCUGCUUUCCCUGCUUCUACUUCGCUCCGCAGCUGUGUCCCUCAGGCAGCUCUGCUUCUGGUUCUAGGGGAAGAAUCCUAGAACUAGCUGAAUUGGUCUCUUUAUGUAAAAACUCCACCAUACUCAGAUCUCCAUGUCUAUAAAGGCACCGCUCAGGCUGUUCUCUCCCUGGCAGGACUGGUCCCAGCCCGUGGGCCUCUAGGAAAAGCUGAUCCCAGCGGCGCCACUGGCAGUGGGGGUGUGCCGAUGGGGCGGGGGUGUGGGUAAAGGCAGCAGCCCUCUGCCUCAGUCUCCCAGGAUCACUCUCUUGCUGGAGGCUGGGUUAGCCCUCCUCAGUGGGUGGGAGCUUAGGCUGGGCCAGUGGGCAUCAGCUGCCCGCUUGUGAGCUCCUGGGUCCAGCAUGGCCCUGGGUGCAUCCUCUACAAUCCCCGCAGGAAGGGGUUGAGCAGGCCGCCUGCUGCGGGGACCCCCGGUGCCCAGGCGGUUGCCAGGCACAGGAACCCACAGUCUAGACACCGCCAGCGGUACGAAAGGAGAAGAGAGUCACAGAAAAACCACCCGCUGGGAAGCAUGGCCCUAGAGGUUGGCUGUGCAGGGGGAGUCCCGCUCAGGACUGCUCCCUUGACCUCACCUCGGCUCUAGCUCCAGCCUUUGCACUGACAGCCGAGGAAGGUGGCAGCGAGGAGCAGCCAUGGGUGGGCGUCAUGGCUCUCCUGGGGUCCUGGGCCCGUUCUCACCAUUAUCGUGUCCUUUCUGGUCUGGUACCUGGAAUCCUGGAACCUCCCUGCCCUUGGUUGCUGAUUAUGAAGGUCCAUGUGUGGCUAGAGGGUGUCUGGCAGUCAAGGCUUGCGGCUGCCCAAGGGGGCCGCUGUCCGAAUGUAUUUUUUUGAUAUCCAUGGAAGUAAACUUUAUUCUCUUCA